Molecule: messenger RNA, 7830 nt
Organism: Tigriopus californicus
Lineage: Eukaryota; Metazoa; Arthropoda; Copepoda; Harpacticoida; Harpacticidae
Gene: east
Exons: 5
Coding region: 563-7183 (2206 amino acids)
Source: RefSeq, a predicted model, not a curated record
GGGUUCUGGCGCAACGGAGGGUGUCGAAAUUCUGGAUCCGCUUCCCCGGAUUGGCGGGAUAUCCACGGAUUUCGGACCCGAUCUCGGCACCAAAAAAGAACUCUUGCUCAGAAGUUGUCUCGUUCACGCCAGCCGGCAGUCCUGGCACAUGAAUCUCGGCCGGCCAGGCUGGGAGAGGCCGUGGACGCUAGGGCGGCCAGACCGUCAGAGGGCGUGAGGAUCGUCCGUCUACGCGUAGGAGCGGGAUCACACCAGUCCACUACCUCCUCCUGCCACUAGUACUACUACUACUACUAGUACUAGUACUAGUACUACCACUACAUUCAAUGCUAAUGCUAGCGCUCGUUCAGAAGAGAGAAUCAGCAGUAAGCUGAAUUAAAAGUGCAGCAGCAGUGUCUUUGUAGAGACUUUGCAACCAUUUCGAAAUGAAAUCUUGCCGGAAAACAGGGAUCUAGGCCAGAUUGUGUUCAUAGGAAAGGCCAAGGGUGCCUCAAACCCCGUCCUAUUUCCAAGAUUGACGUGCCCGAGGUAGCUUGCCUUAUUCUCUUAGAAGGCUCAUAUCAUGAGCGGGCGUGGCCGACCCCCUGGGCGUGGCAACAGUCAUCGUGGUGGCAAUCGGUGGGGCAAUUCAAAUAACUACUAUCAUAGAGGCAGCGGCCGAUCCCCGAGCAACUCGAGAGGAUCUUCCCCUGCACGCGGCCCUCGUGGAAGGGGCAACGGUUUUGGAGCACCUCACCCAAGAGGUGGUCGAAGUGGUCACAGGGGAAGACCCCCGUUGAGUCAUAAUCACAAGAAGUUUCAGCGUCCUCCACCACCGCCUCCAUCGCCGAACUCGGCCUCAUCCUCGUCAGAUCGGUCCAAUUCAGAUGUGAGUGGCUCCUCAGGAUCACGGAAGCACCGAAGACCCAAGUUCUUGGACAACCCUUCAGCGCCGGAAAUUGUUGAGAAAAAGGCUUUAAAGACUCCACCACUUCUUUCUCCCUCUGGCGUGUCGAACCGAAAUUCCGGAUUGGGAUCUCCGGCCUCUCCAAUGAAGAGUCCCGUUCCAAGUGGUGCUAACAACAAACCCGAUUGGGAGCAGACCUCAUCGAGCACCGAAAAUGGCCACCGUGAAGAGGAUAGCCUGAAAUCUCCAGUCAGGGAGUCUGCUUCGAGCUCCAAUGGAGUGCCCCUACCAACAACGUCAAGUGGUCCUAUUAAGGACAAAAUGACAGAAAUGGACGGAGAACCAAGUGACGGGGCUGAGGGUGCUAAUAUGGUGAAAAUGAUCAAGGAUAGUACCGUUGUCAUUGGAAGCUGCUCUAGCGACGGUAGCUCCAAAGCUGGUCUGGAUCAAGGCCAGACCACAAGUGACUCUCGAAGUAACUUGACUAAUGGUGGUUCAGAGGAAGCACCACCUCCUCAAGAACCUCCCGCAAGUGGUGACUUUCGCCAGAUGGUUUUCAAGCAGCUGUUGCGGGAAGACUUGAACAAGAAAUCGGCUGUGAGUAGUGAUAAGGAGUGUUCAAGUGUAGUUAAGAAAGAGACCUUGGAUGAUCUCAAGGCUUCGAUGACUGACAUUCUGAAGAAUGUGAUAUCCAAAUCCAAGUCAGAGACUCGAGAAGCUGGCUUCCACAUGUCCGAGAAGGAGCUGCUUUCCAGUCUUACCUCUGAUCCAUUCCAGGACAGUGUCAAGACUAUCCUGGAGAAUUUUCUCCAAACCAAACUGGACGCCGGGAACUCGUCCAAGGCCCCUGAGUUCUCGGAGGAGUCUUCAUCAUCAAUACCCAAGGUUGUGAGCUCGGCAUCUGAUACGGCGAAUGACGACGGUUCCAGAUCAGCUGAUUCAAGUGAGGUCGUCACGACAGUGUCUCCGAAGCAAAUCGAUGCCACAGUUGAAGACUUGCUCAAGUCUCUUCACAAUAACGUAAUGGAAGAAAACGAGGGUGACCAACAGGCUGAUUGUGCUGAGGGCGGUCUUAAUAAUGACAAUGAUCAGUCCGGUGGGAUCGUUACUUUAGAUAGACUUGGCAAAGGCAUGGUGCCUUACAAUUCUGUGGAAAUUGUUGAUGAGUCAGCUGAUGAUGAAAACAACAAGCAUUCACGCCCGGCGACUCUCAACAUUCAAGACAUUGAGAUGCUCGAGGAGCCACCAUUGUCAGAAAAAUCACCUUCCAAACCCAGCCUGAGCAUCGACAGGUCCAAGUUGUUCUCACAGAUGGAAGACAAGUUCGCCAAAGAAACCCAUCUGGCUCUCAAGAACAAGCCCGUGUACAGGAAACGGUCCUUACUCAGUCCAGAACAAUUGUCAGAUAAUGGGAGGUCAAAUGGUUCGCCACCCCCUCCCGUGCUAACUCCAGCUAAUGCAGACCAAUCGUGUCUAGAUGACUCGCAGCAAAACAAGGCCAAAAUUGGCCCAGAUCCAUGCAAUGAUCGUGAUGACAAGACAGUGAUCCCGUCGGGUUCACCACAGAGACGUAUGCCCAAGCCCAUUGAUGACAUCUCCAGCCAAAUCCAUCCCAUCGUUCUGGGAGGGCGGGACAAAGCUGAACUCCCAAGCGGGGACGAUCAGCCCCCCAGUUUAGAAUGCCAAGUACCGCCCCCAAUCGAUGCCAUUGCCUCAGGCAACAGUCUAAUGUCUCCUCAAGCCAGUCAACCGUCUAUUCCAACCUCCUCAGAGCUGACGAAAUCGCUGAGGAAGGUACGAGUUCGUAGAGCCAGAACCUCGUCCUCUGGAAAUCCCAAUACCGAAAGUGAUGACUCCAACCUAGCCCCUCCGAGUCUCACGCUCUCGUUGCAUAGUGGAAUGGACGGAUCCACGGUCAGGGAUCCUUCGGCCUCUCCGACUCGAAUAGUUCGCCCGAGAAUCCUGGCCACUCCCAGCAAAACGCCGGAUCCCGUCUCUCCAACUGAAUCGUGUUCUAAAGGCCCAAGUGUUUCGGUGGCACCCUUAAAUAUCGAGAUUCCAGAAGAACAAUCCAGCCAUUCGGUUUUGAUGAGUCCAACGUCUUCGACAUCAAUCUCGAAUAUCCCCAAGCAUCGGACCCUCCUCAUGACUCCUGCUGCAUCCGUCGAAAGGUUUUCAGUCAGGGAGCAGCUGCCUUUUAAUCCAGCUGUCAUAUCAAAAGCAGAUGCCUUCCAUGCCUGUUUUGCCGUCUUCGAACGGGAGCUUAAGUCUCUUCAGACUCGCCAAGUCAGUCCAAAGAAUGACCCCGAGGUCAAUUGUGGAUUUCCACUUGGGGAAUCGAAAUUGGCCCAGGGUACUUUGAUCUCCCCAAAUUUAAGCUCCACCUCUCAACAGCCAAAACCUCAUGUCCCUCUUAAGACUGUGAUUCGACUCCCAAAACCAAUUCAAAACCAUAAUUCCUCAUCGUCAACCUUGUCCUCCAAUGCAACGGCUCCCUCUCAUGCGAUUCCCAAUGUCGUCAAUCCAACAGUUGAUGCAUCGGCUUGUCAAUCGGCAUCCAGCGCCGGUGGGAGUGGUGGUCAGCAUCAUUCCAAGAAAAAGAAAGGACGGAAAUUGGGGCUAAGCCAUCAGUUUGACGAGGUUGACGAUCCCAUGGACGAUGACUUGGAAGCUAGACCUUCAAAAAGAGCCAAGAACACCUCUGGGAUCCCUCCCACUCAAGAGCUCACCUUAGAUUUGGAACGCUACUUGGCAGCUGAUGACAUGAGUGAUGCCGACGAGACGAGUGGAGACUCACGGUCUGGUACAACUACUGGAAAGCACUCCCCUGACCUCGGGAAUAACCUGCUCCAGGUCAAGUCGGAUGACAAGAUCCUCGAGUCGAUGGUGGUUCCCGAGAAGGCGUCCUCGUUCAAUAUCCACCCGGGCCGAUGUUGCUCGGACGUUUGUCAUUAUUGCGGCAUGAAAUUCGGCAUGCUCGAUACUCCUCUUCACGUGUCACAGCUGAAGACCACAGAGAUCCAAAAAUUCGCCACGGAAUUCGCCUCCAUUACUCCGGACGCGUGCUUGUGCGACAAGUGUUUCCGAUACAUAGACAGAACAGCCAAGGCCAAAAGCAACGAGCCCUGUUCCAACGAAGGAGGGUGGAGGAAAGGCUCUCAGGAGCGAUCCGAGCGUGGUCGAUCCUGUUUGGUUCGCAACUGCAAUCGCGAGGUGAUGACGUCGGUGAGCAAGAAGUGGCUUAUCCGAUUGAAGCGAAAGCUCUCGCGAAAAGUGACUUUGAAUUGGGAGAAGGUGACGAAGAGCUCGGCCAAGUCCGUUCACGGUAUGUGCACCAAGCACAAUGCUUUGGUGGAAAGCUUCACCAAGUGUGGCCUGUGCAAGCAAAAGUUGACCAUUGGCGGAAUUUGCGGGUUGGCCAUGCAAAAAGACGAGAUCCGAGAGCUGAAUGAGAUGUUGCAAAACGAUAAUAUCCCUGCGGAUUUGUACGAGAACGUGUUUGUGUGCAAGCAUUGCAAGUUAUUCUGUGGCAUUAAGAAGAAAGCGAAAGAACAUGAUUACCUCAAAACCAACAAGACCCACAAGGCUUUCUACAAGGAGCAUCGUCGGAAAUUGCACGUUCACCUUGGAAAGGAAGAUGGGUAUCUAAGCGAAAGCCAUUCUCCUAAGAAGAUCAAUCAAGUGAUUCAGGGCGAUAACCCAACGAAAAUCACCAUCAAGACAACCACUUUGGACGUUUCCAAUGAUCGACCAAGUCGUAAGAGGAAGACCAAAGAGUUUGCCUCGCCCACUAGUGACGCCAAGAUCCUCGUCACGACCAACUUUGACGAUGAUCGACCGAUUUCAACUCCCUCCAAUGCAAAAGUCAACGGGCCCUCCACUUCCACUGCUCCUGUGUCAUCGAGCUCGAAUCCAGCCAAGAGUCCGGGUGUUCCUCAAGCUCCUAACGACAAGUGCUCGGUGAACAUUCAAUUUGAUCAGAACACAAAGAAGCUUUUCCAGGACCUUCACCAUCCGUACGGGAACUACACGAGCUUCAUCCGACAUCUCAUCUUGCUAGAGAAAUAUUGGCGGAAUGGUGACAUAACCCUAGCCGAAACGGCUAAUCAGAAAGCCUCUGUGUAUGUCAAAAGUGUGAAGAACCGCAUCGAUGCCUAUGAGGGAAAGAACAAGCGUUCGGAUGAGGAUCUCAGUGAGAGUACGCGCCCCGAUUUGAGUGUUCCCUCAGCUCCAGAUGUUUUGCAUCUCCCAGUCAUUGAAGAUGAGGAUGGGUCUGAAGUGGAUUCAACUUACACCGAAAAGGAGCAGUCCGUGUCGCCUACUCAAUCGGCCAGUCGGAAGGACAGCACCGAUUCUACCAUCUUGCGGAUCCCCAAGGUGCCCAUUUCAGGGACAGGGACGAACUCGAAUCAAACCUUGCCUGCCGAAAGCCCUGCCAAUUUGCCGACCAAGAUCCGAGUCAGAACUGAUCUCAUGCAUUUGGGACUGAUGGCCAAACCGCCCGAGCCUAACCUGAUGAGCAAUCGUGGCCCUGUCCGAUCGAUGGAACAACUACCGCAAUCCGUAUCGGUUAGUCCUCGGAAGGAAUCUUUUAAAAUUGAAGAUUUGGUGGCUCCUUCCAAUGCACGGCAGUUUACUCAGUCACCAACCCUGACUUCCACUGUACCAGGUGGGCCGCUGUCUGCCGACGGAGUGAGCUCUUCGCAAUCUAGCUUGCUUCAGAUGUUGAAUGAACCACCAGUCUUCAAGAAGAGGGAUCCUCUGGCCAGUCUGGGACGAAUGGAUGGAAGUGGACCUUUAUUGGGGAACACGUCCUUAAUAGGUCCAGCCAGUGCCAAGGCCAGGCACCAACAUCAGCAGCAGCACCAACAGCAACAACAUUCUUCGAGCAAGCCCAGUGGCGGAACUGCCAGUCAGCAUCAGCAAAGUAGUAAUAGCCAGUUAUUUAAGAAUGCCAGUGAUUCCGGCUCAAGCGCCAUCCCUUUGACGUUCAAUAACAGUAUUGCUGAAGUGCUUGCAGCCACGGCUGCUGCCAACGCCAAAAAAGUGGAUAUGAUGCAUCGCACCUCAACAGCAGAGAAAGCCAAUUCACGCGUGGUUAUCACUCCGGUCACUGCCGGUCAUAAGCCGGACUCCCAAAGAGUGCCUGAUAUCAGCUCUUUGACAAACUGGAUGAUGACGGAGGGAAAGAAAUCGUCCACUAAUUCAGCAUCGUCAGGCGGUGGACCGUCGGCCUUUAAUCAUCACAAAUCCCCAUCGACCAGUAGCGGGGGAACAUUUAGCUUGCAGAAAAGUCAGAAGGUCAAGGCUGCUGCGGGGAGUGGCUCGAUUAGUAAUUCAGGAGUGUCCAACAUCCAUCCACUCAUGGACAUGAGUAAGCUGUUGCAGACUCAGAAACCGGGUCUCCCGCCGCACAUCGUUGCUCAGAGCUCAGUACCCCAUAGUGGCGGAAACCCGCCCACUCCUAACAAGCCUGCGCGCAUUGUUCCCAAGCCCGGUCCCCUCUCCCAACAGGUCCGCCCUGUUCAGCUGGGCGGAGGGAAAACUUCCACAACGGCCAGUGCUGUCCAGGGGAUACAAACGGUCAACAAGAAGAGUCUAAAUACGGUGCUCGACCGGUUGAGUGGAUUAAAGGGAGUGUCGACCAUAAGCGGGAGUCCGACGUCGGGAUCGGUGCCUUUGUCCUCCUCGACAAUCACGGUACCAACGUCCUCUUUCAAAAACACCUCGAGCUCCUCGCAUCAUGGAGGCAGCAGCUAUUCCUCGAGCUUGGUGCAACAACUCAAUGCACCCCCCAUGAAUAAGCCUUCUUCGGCGGGAAAUCGAACCCAAGCUAACAACACCAGUGUGACCAAUGCUCAGGCCAGAACCACAGCUAACACUGCCAACUUGGCAAACUCAUUCUCGAACGCAGCGCUAGCGGCCGGAGCUCAAAACCUCUUCGGCUUUGGUAGUCCGAUGGUUGGCCAACCCAUGGUCCAAUAUCCGUGGGCGAACAGCCCUAGUGAGCAACAUCAGCAACAGGCAGUCGCACAACAGCAACAGCAUCAACAAGUUGCGGCUCAAGCGGCCAUGUUUUUCGCUAUGGCUGGGCUGCCCAUGUCGAGUGCACAAGAGUUCAUGAAUUUGAGCUAUCAACAACAGGAACGCAUGCUAGCCAGUUUGACAAGUGGUGCCAUACCCAAUGCGGCCACCACUAGUGGCCAGUCACGGAUCCGCGCCCCGCCUCCUCUAACGCACAUGGGUCGACCUGGGGCCGGUUCAGCAGGAGUUCUUCCUCGACCCAAGAAGGAUUAAACAAUCCGACAUAUCAAGUCUCCUGGGUCGGCCAGAUAACAGUCAAAUUCUCAAUGCCGACUGGAACUGCUUUUCCGUUGUUGCUUUUAAUCCCUUGAGUCAUGAACUCAUGCUGACUGACUGAGGCUGUAAAGGCCUUCAUUUAAUUCCUCCCUUCGAGGCAUUUACUUCGUGGAAAAGUCCUUCAUCCCUCUUUGCUCAGCUGUCAAUAUUGUGACAGACUGGCGAUAUUCAUAUUCUUGUAUUUAUGUGGUCAGAAUCAGGAACACUGGCAUGAAUUCCGUCAUUCUGGUUGACCAGUUAAAACCUCCCCCCCUCCUUCUCCAUGAUCAAUGUCAAGCCAAAAGAUUUAUAUCAUCAUUGUCAAAAACCCUCAACGCAAAUCAGAUAACGAAUCAACUCGAAUCACGAUAAAUAUACAUGCAGCCACGCAAGACGCCGAUCACUGAACCUGUUCCCGUUAUGGAAUCAAUCAAAGAACAGAGUCUGCACAAUUAUCAACCACGAUCACCCACAAUCCAUGAUGAACACAACAAUGAUUGACUCCUUGACUAAAGCCGAACUCCCGAAAACCUAUUUUAUUGAUUGAAAGUGAUGAUGGAUUGAUAUAUAGCCAAAAAUGAUAUAAUACAAUUUUUGAUCGAAAA